UAGAUACGGAAGAUCCUGUAUUCACAAUUUGUCCCAGUAAUAUUAGCAUGUCAACAGCACCAGGAAAUUCAAGUAAUACUGCAACAUGGAACGAACCAGAAGUUACUGAUAAUAAUGGGGCACCAAAUGUUACAAGAACUAAUGGUUUGCCUUCUGGUUCAAAUUUUGAGUCUGGUACAACACAUAUACGAUAUGAGGCAACUGAUAGUGCUGGCAAUGUGGCCACCUGUGAAUUCACUGUUAAUAUUAUUGAUGAUGAAAGCCCAGUAUUUUCUGACUGCCCUGAUUCAAUAACAAACAAUACCAUACCAGGUGCUGUUAAUGCAAUCAUCCAGUGGACUGCACCAACUCCGACUGAUAAUGUUGGUCUAACAGAAGUUGAUGGUGGACAACUUUAUAUUUGUAACUAUAACCCAGGAUCCCUGUUUGGCAUUGGGUCAACAGUGGUUACAUGCACAGCAAAAGAUGAGUCUAACAAUACGGGGACUUGUGAAUUUAAUGUCCAAAUUAUUGGUAUGUGUAUGUAGUAUAGUGAAAAAUAGGGCCCCCGUGACCAUUUUUCGGGGACCAAGGUUUCUCUGCUGAU
Messenger RNA from Anneissia japonica, 586 nucleotides. RefSeq names its product hyalin-like. NCBI's taxonomy places the organism in Eukaryota, Metazoa, Echinodermata, Crinoidea, Comatulida, Comatulidae. The transcript is spliced from 2 exons. The record is from RefSeq and is a predicted model, not a curated record. The coding region runs from base 48 to 527 and encodes 159 amino acids.